Messenger RNA from Solanum dulcamara, 948 nucleotides. Its product is annotated as homeobox-leucine zipper protein ATHB-7-like. Gene Ontology annotation, molecular function: DNA-binding transcription factor activity, RNA polymerase II-specific; sequence-specific DNA binding. The record is from RefSeq and is a predicted model, not a curated record. The transcript is spliced from 2 exons. The coding region runs from base 85 to 741 and encodes 218 amino acids. Gene Ontology annotation, cellular component: nucleus. Lineage: Eukaryota; Viridiplantae; Streptophyta; Magnoliopsida; Solanales; Solanaceae. Gene Ontology annotation, biological process: positive regulation of DNA-templated transcription.
UUCACCAAUUUUUAAACAUAAUUUCUUGUCAAUACAACAAGAACAUUUAGCUUCUCUUUCUGAACCUGGAACUCAACAGAGUAAAUGGAACCAGAAGUUGAAAAUUCUGAGAUUCCCAAAUUCAAAAAACCGUUAAAGAACAAGUGUGAAAAUGUUAAAAGGUUUAGUGAUGAGCAAGUGAAGUUACUUGAGUCCAUGUUUAAACAAGGGACAAAGAUAGAGCCAAGAGAGAAGCUGAAAUUGGCAAGAGAUCUCGGGUUGCAACCACGCCAAGUAGCUAUUUGGUUUCAGAACAAAAGGGCCAGAUGGAAAUCGAAGCAAUUAGAACACGAAUAUCGGAUACUUCAAUCAAAAUUUGACAAUUUAAACAUGCAAUUUCAAUCCUUGAAGACAGAAAAGGAGAGACUGCUCAUUCAGUUGGAGACAUUAAAUGAUCAGCUAGAAAACAACGCUCAAGGCAGCAGAAGCCAAGAUUCAAGAGAGAGUGAAUUGCACACAAGUCCAGAAAAUGGAUUUACAGACUUAGAGUUGAAAGAUUGUUCAGGUUGCUCCGAUUCAAGAUUUGGUCACAAGAGUGUAAAUGAAGAGGAUGAUGACACAACAGAAGGAACAGAUAAAUACUUCACUCCUAAAGAAGAAGCAGAGUUUUGGAACCUGGAGAAAUUAGGAGAUAAUAAUUCCUUAGAACAUUGGUGUGUUGGCUUAGGUAGUUUCUCCAAUUCUAAGUUGUGGGACUUUUGAGCCUCACAAUUGUACAUACCAACUUUAUCAAACUAGUAGAACAGAAGGAAGGAAUAUAUAUAAAUAUAUAGAUAGAUAGAUAGAUAGAUCUCAGUUAUCUGUUUUCUUCUUUUCCAUUGUGCCCAAGAAUCAGAAUGUAGCUUUAUUAAAAACAGAGGCUUUGCUUGUGAAUCCUUGAACAAGAUGCUUGAUUUUGUUUUAUCCCAA